AGUUAAAACAAACGAACCCUCUGCUAUAAAACCCCUCCGGCCUCUUCUUUCUUUGCCUGCUUCCAGGAGCGUUCAAGAUCCUCAAAGGUAUUAAGUAGACAAACUUCUGGUAGACAACAGAACCAGCCAUCCCGUCCAAGCUCCUCAUUUCCCUUCUCCCAAAGAUCAGAAAGAUUUAGAUCAGAUCAGAAACAUUCAGAUCAAAUCAGAAAGAUUCAGACUAGAUCAGGCCAGAGCAGAAACAUUCAGAUCAGAUCAGAAAGAUUCAAACCAGAACAGGCCAGAUCAGAAACAUUCAGAUUAGACUAAAAGCAUUCAGAUCAGAUCAGAUCAGAUCAGAAAAACAGAUUAACACGGAGAGGUGUUAACGUUUGAUCUACAAAGGGUUAAUACCAAAGAAUAUAGCUUUCAGCAACAUGACAAAGUGAGAAUGGUACGACACUACAUUCAACAAUAUAGUAAUGGUGCGGAGACUCUCCCCGUUCAGGGAAGCUUUGAUUCUGGGAUUUACUAUACGCAAAUUAAAUUGGGAACUCCUCCAAAGGAAUUCCGUGUGGGAAUAGACACGGGAAGUGAUGGUUUAUGGGUGAAUUGUGCUUCCAGGAGCGUUCAAGAUCCUCAAAGAUGCUGAGCGGGAGAGCAUUGUCAAUAUUUUUCGGGAAAAAAGACACCGGCUAGGGGGAACAUUGCAAAAAGGUUUCAUCAGCAAGACAGCAGCUGCAUACAAUGUUAACAAGAAGACAAUGAGUAGAAUUUGGUCCAUUGCAAGGAAGCAAAUACAACUCCAAACGGUGAUAAAUGUGAAAUCCAAAAGGUGGGGCAAAAAAAGAAGGCCAAAGAAGGAAAUAAAUAACACCAUAGUCAGUCAAAUUCCACUGAAACAGAGAACAAAUAUAAGAAGACUUGUCAAAGCUCUACAAAUGGGCAAAACAACAGUUCACAAGGCACUAAAAAGAGGAGAACUCAGGAGUCACAGCAAUGCAAUUAAGCCCUAUUUAACUGAGGAAAAUAAAAGGAACAGGCUCAGAGGUGUAACUCAAAAAGCAUUGGGAUUCUUGUGCUCCACUUCAUUAGAGGGGAUAGGAGAGUGAGAGCCACUUGCGCCUCCGCGGGAGCUUGAGGGGAUGUCCGGAAUCACAUGAGAGGUGCUUAGCUUCCAUGAGCAUCAGAUUGCUGGGAAGGAGGUGAUUGAUCCGUGACAAAGCUUUUUGGUGACAUGUGAGAUAAUUCCGUGACAAAAUCCGUGACAAAGUUGUCACGGACCAAAUCCGUGACCAAAAUUCGUGACAAUAUCGUUGUUUUUUGUAUUGUUAGUCGUGCAACACUUUCAACCUUUAAUUUAAAUGGGAUAAGAUUCAGAUAAUCAAAAAGUGAAGAUGGAGGUGGACUUCAAAUUAAUGUCCAUCAAGCCUUUGUAUUUUUUAUUUGUUAUUUACCUAUUUAAAUUUUAGUUUUUUUGGAAGUAGGUUUGUAGAAUUGUAGAUGUUUUAAAUAUUUCAGAUUUUAUUACUUGUAUCAUUUGGUCGUUUAAUUCCUUGUAGACUUGAAGUUGUUUAAUUUACCCAUUUUACACUUUCAUAGUUUUAAUUGUUUUAUAAUCAUCAAUUUGUUUAGUCCAUUAGUCUUUUACUGAUUAUCUAAUAAAGAUAAUUAAACAUUAUAAAAUUAGAAAUUUUUAUAUAAUAAGUAUCUUAAGUCUUAAACAAUGGGUCAUUAUAUUGUUUAUUUGUUCAAGUAAUGUAAAUUAUUUUAGUUGUUUCUUCAUUUAAAUCUCCUAUUAAGUAUUCUAUGUAGUAUUAUGUAAUAUUACAUAUAAAAUAGAAAAAUUUGAAAGUCCAUCCAUGUACAAAAGAGUUCACAUGUUAUUUCAUAAUACCAUGUUUUCUCGUUUACAUUAUAUUAAACGAGUUUCAAAACAGUUUUGGCAGUAUCAAACUUCAAACAUGACAUUAUUUUCUAAACAUGGCAGUAAUUAGUCCUAUUUUGGGAAUAAAAAACAUGAUAGUCCUAUUUUGGAAUUUUCAAACUGUUUUAGUCCUAUUUCGGAAACUCUCUUAUAUUAAAUACAUACAUAUUCAUUUUUAGGGGCAUAUACUAUUGGGGAUAUGUUAAUAUGUGAUUUUCAAUUAUUAGUUAUAAUAACCCGCAUACAUAUGUCAGAGCGUGCACGUGUGUGCGCACAAACGUAUACAACUUCUGUCUCAAAUUGAUUUGCAAAAUUAAAUUUUUCUUAAUCACACAGUUUCAUUUUACUCACUUAAUUUGAAUGUCAACUUUUAAAUUAUAUAUUCUAAUUUGGAGUUUGCAACUUUGAAAAAAUUUUAAUGUAGUUUCUGAAUACAUAAAUUUUAAUUAUUAAAAAUUGAAUUAAUUAUCAAUAUAAAAGAUUUAACUUAAAAAUUGGUUGACCAAAAAAUAUUGAUUUUGCAAAUCAAUUUGGAAUGGAGGAGUAUAUAAUAAAACUAAAAACCAAAAUCAUUUUAUCUCGUGCACGGCACAGAUAACGAUAAAGAGAUUACAUAUUCAUUGUCUAUUGAAAGUGAGGAACAUUGAGAAUUCUAUAAUAUCACAAAAACAUGGUUGUCAAGUUUAACAAUCGGCAUAAAAUGAGUAGAUUAUCAACAAUUGAGGAAAAUAUAUAUACUACAUAAUAAUUAAAAAAUAAUUCAAAUCUAGAUCGCAUUGACCGUGAAUAGGUCAAAUAUUAAUCCUGCAUAGGAUAUUAGGAUGCCUAAAAAUGUGAGUAUCAUAUACCUUGCUAACUUAUCUACCUCCUUUGACCUUCAUUGCCGAAUUGUCGUUUAGAAGAGACGAGGGCGCGACUUGGAAGUAUCGCCGCUACCGAUCUGCCUGAAUCUCACCGUCGUCCGCCUCCGUCACCGGAGUUCGCCACUGCCGUCAUCAUACUGAUCUGCCACAAACAAAAUGACUUUGGUUAUGCAAGGGAACUAGGGGCAAUUAAUUAUAUUGAUUAAUUAAAUCAGGGAUAUAAAUGUAAUGUUAAGUCCUAUUUAAGGAAAAUCAAACAUCUGGUCAUACUUUAAGAAAAUGCUACUACGUAUGUUUUAAUCUUAACAUGAGUAAUUUUCUCUAUAUAAUACGAUAAGAAACAAUUAAAUAA
Messenger RNA from Cuscuta europaea, 3121 nucleotides. The record is from the annotation of a GenBank genome assembly. Lineage: Eukaryota; Viridiplantae; Streptophyta; Magnoliopsida; Solanales; Convolvulaceae.